Molecule: messenger RNA, 3057 nt
Organism: Lycium barbarum (goji berry)
Lineage: Eukaryota; Viridiplantae; Streptophyta; Magnoliopsida; Solanales; Solanaceae
Product: G-type lectin S-receptor-like serine/threonine-protein kinase At5g35370
Exons: 1
Coding region: 305-2920 (871 amino acids)
Biological process (GO): protein phosphorylation
Molecular function (GO): ATP binding; protein serine/threonine kinase activity
Source: RefSeq, a predicted model, not a curated record
CAUGAGUGCUCAAUAUUCUUAUACCAUUAAUAACCAUGGAUUCAGGCAUUCAUGCCAGGUAGACGCUGCAAAUAUUAUAAUUUACGCGCUCAAUUGUUGCUAGCACCUAAUGUGACACAUAUCUGUACUUGGUCACCAAUCAAUAUCAAGUUGGUGUAAACAGAGUUAAUCCAGUAGUCAACGUUAAGCAUUAGAAGGAAAGCAUGAAAAAGCAAAUGCAGAAAGUAAUAAUAGACCAAUUCCAGCCUCAUCUAUACAAUUUCCAGCCAAGCUCUUUUUGUUCUUUCUUUCAUCAUUACUCUAUAUGGAGUUCAUCUUAUUCUUUCUCAUUUUAUCUUUGUUCAGUAUUCCUGUCUUUGGUUUUACGUUGACAGAAUUUGUCUAUCCCAACUUUACCGCGUCCAAUCUCCAAUUUAUCGAUAGCACUGGAAGUUUCUUGGUUUCUCACAAUGGAACAUUCAAAGCUGCUAUCUUCAAUCCCGGUUCCGAACAAGUUAAUUUCUAUUUCUGUGUUAUCCAUGUUGAAUCCAAUACCAUUAUCUGGUCUGCAAAUGGUGAUGCACCUGUUUCGAAUUCAGGAAUUAUGAGGUUGACCAAUAAUGGUAUCAAUAUUACUGAAAAAGAUGGCAGUUUAAAGUGGUCAACUCCACCAUUAAAGUUAGCAGUAUACGCGAUGCAGCUAACUGAGGCUGGAAAUCUCCUUCUCCUUGAUCAGCUUAAUGGGACUCUUUGGGAAAGCUUUAAUCAUCCGACAGAUACAAUUGUAAUUGGACAGAAGUUGCGUGUAGGCAUGAUGCUUUCAAGUGCAAUAUCAGGUGCUGACUUGUCAAAGGGUCAUUACAGGCUUUCUUUGACUGCUUCCGAUGCUAUGUUACAGUGGCAAGGUCUGACAUACUGGAAAUUGUCCAUGGAAACCAAAGCUUAUGCUAAUUCAAAUUCUGCAGUGGAAUACAUGUCUGUCAAUCAAACAGGUCUGUAUCUUUUUGGUCAAGAUGGUUCUGUAGUUGUGAUAAUGGUGAGCUUGUUAAAAUCCACUUUUCGAAUUGCCAAAUUGGAUGAUUCAGGUCAGUUGAUAGUUAUUAGUUUUGUUGCCCCUGACAUCAAACAAGAUUUUGUUGGGCCAGUGGAUGGGUGUAGAGUACCUUAUGUUUGUGGAGGGCUUGGUGUAUGCACCUCCGGCACGUUAUCAGAUAAUCCUAAAUGUUCCUGUCCUGCUAACUUCAAUCUUAGAUCACAUAAUUCAAGCAGCUGUGUGCCUAGUGACAGUUCCUAUUCUUUGCCAGUUUCUUGUAAUUCCACAAAAUACAGCAAUCUGUCAAAUUCUUCCUCCAUGUUGUACAUAAGACUUGGCUUUGGUAUGGAUUAUUUCACUACUGAUUUCACCAAGCCCUUCAGGUAUGGGGCAAAUUUAUCCGUGUGUCAAAAUCUCUGCUCAGAAGACUGUUCAUGCUUGGGGAUAUUCUACGCAAACUCAUCUGGUUCUUGUUACAAACUUGAAGAUGAAAUAGGGUCAAUUAUGUUAAGGACAGGUAGAAAUAAUGAUCUGUUGGGAUUUGUUAAGAUCCUGAUUGGAGGUUCAACAACCUUAAGGGACAAUGAUGAUUUUGAUCAGGAAACUGCAGACUUUUCUUUAGUUGCAACAGUGGUCUUACCUUUCACAGGAAUCUUCCUACUGAUGGGUUUGGCUUUGAUUUUGUGGAGAAGAUCUAGACCCCAAACAAUCGAAAAGAUAAAAUCCAAAAAUAGCCAACCCAGUUCUCCUUAUUCAGAGGACCUGGAUGCCUUCUCCAUCCCAGGAUUACCUGUAAGGUUCGAGUACAAACAUCUUCAGGCUGCAACUGAUAAUUUCAAGACUCAGAUCGGGACAGGAGGCUUUGGUGCUGUAUAUAAGGGCGUGCUCCCUGACAAUACUCUGGUUGCCGUAAAGAAGAUAAUAAGUUUAAGCAUUCAAGGGCAGAGAGAUUUUUGUACUGAGAUUGCAAUCAUUGGUAGUAUUCACCACAUAAACUUGGUCAAGUUGAAAGGUUUCUGUGCUCAAGAGAGACAACGCCUAUUGGUUUAUGAAUAUAUGAACCGUGGAUCGCUUGAUCGCACUCUUUUUGGUAAUAUACCUGUCCUGGAAUGGCAAGAACGGGUUGAGAUCGCUCUUGGUUCUGCCCGCGGACUUGCAUACUUGCACAGUGGCUGUGAACAAAAGAUUGUCCACUGUGAUGUGAAGCCAGAGAACAUUCUCUUGCACGAUAAUUUUCAGGCAAAAAUAUCUGAUUUUGGCCUCUCCAAGCUGCUGAAUCGAGAACAGUCCAGUCUAAUCACAACAAUGAGGGGGACUCGUGGCUACCUUGCUCCUGAAUGGCUGACAAGUUCUUCAAUCUCAGACAAAACUGAUGUCUAUAGCUUUGGAAUGGUACUCCUUGAAAUUGUAAGUGGAAGGAAGAACUGCUCUCCAAGAACACAAAGUCACAGCCUUGAUGAUACUGUCACUGGAGAUCACUCAUCAUCUUCAUCUGCACGGGAACUUGUUUAUUUCCCUUUAUUUGCAUUAGAGAUGCAUGAGCAAGGAAGGUACCUUGAACUUGCUGACCCAAAACUUGAAGGGCGGGUCAGUGGUGGAGAUAUUGAGAAGUUUGUGCGAGUAGCAUUGUGCUGUGUCCAUGAGGAGCCAUCUCUCAGGCCAACUAUGGUUAGUGUUGUUAGCAUGUUGGAGGGCGAGAUACCACCGACUGAGCCAAGAAUGGAAUCUCUAAACUUUUUACGCUUCUACGGGCGACGUUUUGCUGAGGCAUCAACCAUGGAAGAAGCUGGCGGCCGGACUGAUGUCAUGUUGUAUCCGCAAGCAAAUACUUCUCAUACAACCUCUCGGAGCGUCUCUAAUGCUUACUUCUCUUAUAUUUCGUCCCAACAGAUCUCGGGUCCAAGAUAGAGUCUAGCUGGUGCCACUUGAUUCUAUAGAAAUGAAGUGCAGAUAAUCUGUAAAUUGUAGUCCAAAUGUAUAUUAGGUUACUCAUGAAGAAACAUGAAAAUGGAAUUUCUAAAAAGGGAAUAUAUUCCAUUCUUAAA